AUGGCCUUGAUUGGCAAAGCAGUUAGAAGAGCAUUAGGCUUAAGGAGCAUAAGCAGGGCCUAUGUGGGGGAGAAGGAUCUUUCCUCAAAGAUUAGAUGGUUUCUAGUCUUCCAUAGGGCCCAAAGGAUCCAAGGGAAGAGCAGUCCUACUCCGAUUCCGGUUGGUGGGAGGCAUAUCCAGGCUUCCGAAGCAAUUAGGGUGUCGGUGAAUGAUUGGAACAUGAGGGGAUUGAUGGUUCCUGCGAACGGGGCUAGUUUCCAAACCGCAUGCGCUAAAUUACAAUGGAAGAAAAGUUUCAGUCGUUUCCAAGUCUCCGCAGAAAGCGCAGCAGGGAUUAUCAAGGAUUCUGCGAUUGAGAAGAUUCUCGCCUAA
This is a messenger RNA of Microthlaspi erraticum, 372 nucleotides long. NCBI's taxonomy places the organism in Eukaryota, Viridiplantae, Streptophyta, Magnoliopsida, Brassicales, Brassicaceae. The record is from the annotation of a GenBank genome assembly.